Molecule: messenger RNA, 2026 nt
Organism: Daucus carota subsp. sativus
Lineage: Eukaryota; Viridiplantae; Streptophyta; Magnoliopsida; Apiales; Apiaceae
Product: putative leucine-rich repeat receptor-like protein kinase At2g19210
Exons: 9
Coding region: 23-1801 (592 amino acids)
Molecular function (GO): protein binding
Source: RefSeq, a predicted model, not a curated record
AUUGGUCAUCUCAUACAAUAUCAUGGCCAGAGUUCACAUACUGCUUCUCUUAUCAGCUCUUUCCCAUGUACUGGUUAGUGCAGAUGUUUCCUAUUACAUUGAUUGUGGUUCUACAUCCGGAAGCACAGAUGGUUUUGGUAACAUAUGGCAAAAAGACCCUAUACAGUACGGGGUGACACAGAGUGUGGAAGCUAGCAACGCGGAUUCUGAUCCUGUAAUGGACACUCUCAGAGUGUUCACUAUUGGGAAAAAGAAUUGUUAUGGAUUUGAUGUGACUGAAGGUGAAAGGGUUCUUGUUCGUGCAAGCUUUAAUUAUGGAAAUUAUGACAAGAAGUCAGCUCCACCUGCAUUUGAUCUUCAGUUUGAUGGAAAUUUCUGGACACAAGUUGAGACCUCAAACGAUGAAGUAGUGACGAAAGAAGUUACUUAUGUUGUGAAAAGUAAUGUCUUGAGUGUGUGCGUAGCACAAACUAAGGCUGAUCAGGUUCCUUUUAUGUCAGCUCUUGUGGUUCGUAGCAUGGAUUCAGAUAUUUACAGCAAUGCAGAUUUUGAUUAUGCUUUGCUUCUGCAAAGUAGGGUGGCUUAUGGCGCAGAUGCUGCUAUCAGGUUAUCCGAUGUCUAUGAUCGAACUUGGACUCCUGCUAUUUUAGAGAAAGGACAAACUAGUUUCACAAACAAAUCACUAGAUUUUAUUGUUCCAGUAGAGAGCCCCCCUAUUGAGGUGCUGCAAAACGCAAUCACAACAUCAGACACUCUAGAUAAACUGAUUUUGGCUUCUGGAUUUCCAACUGAUCUUGAUUCUGUGUACAUAAGCAUGUACUUUUCUGAACCAACUGAGGUGACAGAAGCAAGAUCCUUCAGAUUGUUUGUAGACAACCAAGUGGUCUCGGGUUCUGAUAUUGAACCGCCUUAUGAAGACGUAGAGCACCAAAGAGGUAAUCUUGAGGUUUCUUCAAACACCACAUUGUCAUUGAUUGCUAACACGAGCUCAGAGCUUCCGCCUCUCAUUAAUGCCAUGGAACUUUUCUAUGUGAGCAAGGAUCCACUAACAAAUGGAACACAUGCUGAUGAUGUGGAAGCUUUAGCUUCGCUUCUGGAAACAAUUGGUGCUCCUUCGGAUUACAGUGAUCCUUGUCUUCCAGCAAAGUAUACUUGGGACUGGCUCGAAUGCAACGACGAUGCCACACCUCGUGUAACAGCACUGCAUCUUGAUAGUUUUGAACUGACAGGAUCACUUCCAGAUUUAAGUUCCAUGAUUGGUCUCGAAACAAUAGACUUGCAGAAUAAUAGCUUUACUGGAAAUAUUCCGGAUUACCUUGGCACCUUGCCUAACCUUAAAGAACUGAAUUUGGCAGAUAAUCAGCUAAGUGGAAGCAUACCGACAUUACUCUCAGAAAAUAAAAAAAUCAAACUAAAUGUCACAGGCAACCCCGACUUGUGUAAAUCCGGGGAAUCAUGUGAUGAUGGCACGACGACAACUUCUACUACUACCAAUACCAAUACCAAUACGCUAGAUUUCCCAACAAGGAAAUCAUCAUCAUCAUCAUCUGGUAAAAAGAAAAACAAAAAACUUCCAGUCAUUCUUGGCACCACUAUUCCUCUAGCUCUGUUUGGUUCGGCUUUUGUGAGCCUUCUUGCAUGGCUGCGCCACAAGAAGAAGAAGAAAUUAUCUCAGGCCUCAACACACCAUGCUGGUCCAGCUCAAAAUUUUGGAGGAGGAAGCAUUGAUGAAGCGGUAGUGGAUGUGAACUUGGAUCAUGAGCAUGUAGAUGAGGAGUCUGAUGCAAAGCCCCUACACUAAGCUCUUCAAUUUCUCAAAUUCUUUUUCUUGUUUGUUGAAUAUCAAGAAAUAUAAACAUGAAUCUGCUGAUUCUGAUUCUUUUUCACCUGCACUUGUACUUAACUUAGUGUAGUUCUGUACUUUUGCUUAAAUUUGUUUCGAAUGAGAAGAAUGCUUGAAUCUGCAUAUACCAAAAUGUAUGAAAUUAAAACCAUUACAUUUAUAAGGAUGUUAAAUUUUGCAUUA